Messenger RNA from Acanthopagrus latus (yellowfin seabream), 3116 nucleotides. RefSeq names its product toll-like receptor 1 (gene tlr1). NCBI's taxonomy places the organism in Eukaryota, Metazoa, Chordata, Actinopteri, Spariformes, Sparidae. The transcript is spliced from 2 exons. Bases 226 to 2634 code for a protein of 802 amino acids. Gene Ontology annotation, cellular component: membrane. The record is from RefSeq and is a predicted model, not a curated record. Gene Ontology annotation, molecular function: protein binding; transmembrane signaling receptor activity. Gene Ontology annotation, biological process: toll-like receptor signaling pathway; immune response; inflammatory response.
UCAGUAGGGACUGAUGAUAAGAGCAGAGACGGACGGAGACACUCUACAGAGCUCAUGAUUGGGUUUUUGUUUGUGCACUCUUUGCACCAUUGAAGUGAUUUUGAAGGUAUUCAUAUAUGAUGGACUGCAACAUGUCACCUUAUUGAAAACCCGCCAAAUCAACAACAUAGGGUGCAGCACUUCCUCUGAAAAAUCCAUCUGACGUCACAACAGUGCAGACAAACAAUGAGGCCUGUGUAUGCUGCCAUCUGGGUAGCAACCACAUUGGUGGGACUCCAGCUGAGCGCGUCAUCCUCUGAAACCAAUGUCAACCGCUCAUCCCAAAACCUCUCCUCUGUCCCGGGAGACCUGCCUGAGACAGUUGAGGUUUUAGACCUAUCAUGCAACCGCAUACAGCAGCUUCACCAAGGAGACUUCAAUAACACUGUUCACCUGAGGUCUCUCAACAUUUCAUGGAAUAGUUUGGAGGAGAUCGACCCAGACACGUUCCUCAACACGCCACUCCUGCAGGAUCUCGACCUGUCACACAACAGGCUGAAGAACCUGUCGGGUCAGGGGUACCUGCUCCACACAAAGAACCUGCGGAUGCUUAAUUUGACCCGCAACGACUUCCUCUCGAUGACACUCGGGAGUGAGUUCAGUUCCCUGGCAAAACUUGAAUGGUUAGCACUCGGAGCUGAAGAGAUCCAUCUGGGUGAUUUCAGGAAUAUUGCUGAAGUGAAACUACUUACACUGACACUUUCCCUGGAGGGUCACCUGGAAUAUGAAGCGGGCAGUCUGAAUGGCGUUAAAGCUCAACAGCUUCAGAUAGCCUUGACUAGGAAUCAGAUACUGAACCAUGAUCUGUUCCAUGACGCUCUGACGUUCUUUGUUGAAGUGGAGUUGAUGAAUGUGACAGGAGGCUUCAGUAGCCUUAGUAAGCAGUUAAGCGAGAGAGCAGCAAUCCGCACAUCUUAUCUUUAUCUCACUAACAUAACAAUCAGCUGGCACGAAUUGACUGACUUUGUAAACGUGGCUCUGGGAACAUCCAUCAGCCAAAUCGGCGCUUCUGAUGUGGCAAUGCACACUUUGCCUUUCGAGGAUACUCCUGUGGCGAAGACAUCUAAAAUGAAGUCCUUCAUAGCCAGAAGGGCGAGGGUGAUGUCUUUCUUUUUCUCACAGGAGGUUGUAUACGACUUUUUCAUCAACCUACCAGUGGAGAAUUUAGCAAUCCUUGAGACUUCAAUCAUACACAUGACAUGCCCCGAGUCACAGAGUGGACUGCUCCAGCUCGAUUUCUCCCUUUGUGCUCUAUCCGACUCCAUCUUCUCCAGAGUGGAGGGUCAAGAAUUCAUUGAAUGUGAGAAUCUAGCCAACCUGAAGAAAUUGACUCUAGUGGGCAACAAUCUGAAGAACUUCCAGCUGCUGAGCAAACGCAUGAAACACAUGAAAUCCCUGCAACAUCUGGACCUCAGCGUCAACCAGCUGGUGUACGACGGUGUGGAAGAAUGUGUCUGGCCACCGAGCAUCACCAACAUGUCUCUGGCUUCUAAUCGUCUGACGGACUCAGUUUUUAAAUGUGUCCCAAAAGGAAUGGAGACACUGGACCUCCAGAACAAUCAGGUUUCUGUGGUACCAUCAUCCAUCAUGAAUCUGAAAAACCUUUCAUCACUCAAUCUAAAUGCUAACAGGCUGCGGGACCUGCCAGUGUGUAAGGGCUUGCCCGUACUCAAUGUGCUUCUGCUCAAGUCCAACUCCAUCCACGCCCCGUCUGUGAACAAGCUGGAAGGCUGCCCCAAACUGAAAACACUGGAUGUCAGUCACAACCCCUUCGCCUGCACCUGUGCUCUGAGGAGUUUCCUCAGUCUUAGCAUCAAUACUGAAAAGGGGAGAGGUGACACAGGAAUUGAAUUGUUGAGCUGGCCAUCGGGCUAUUACUGCAUCUACCCUGAGACCAUUAGAGACUCCACCUUGAACAAAAUCUGGAUCCCAUUGGUCUCCUGUAAUGUUGGUCUUCUAGCUGCCACCAUCUUGUGCCCAGCAGUGUUUUUGAUUCUUGUAGUUCUAACUCUGUGCCAUCGUUUGGACAUUCCCUGGUAUAUGGGCAUGAUCUGGCAGUGGACCAGAGCCAAACAUCGUGCCAGAAGGCGACAACUUCGACCUGAGGAUCUGGUGGGUGUUGAGUUUCAUGCUUUUGUGUCUUACAGCCAGCAUGACGCAGACUGGGUGCACAACUCCAUGCUCCCCAACCUUGAAGGCCCUGCUGGAGGGCUCCGAAUCUGCCACCAUGAGAAGCACUUUGUGCCAGGAAAGACGAUCAUCGAGAACAUCAUGAGCUGUGUGGAGAAAAGCCGACGCGCCGUGUUUGUGCUCUCAGCUCAUUUCGUCAAGAGCGACUGGUGCCAUUACGAGUUGUACUUCGCCACCCACCACCGCCUCGGUCACGGAUCGGACAGUAUUGUGCUGGUGCUGCUCGAGCCUCUUCCUCAGUAUCUGAUCCCAUCUAAGUACAACCAGCUGAAGUCCAUGAUGGGCCGACACACAUACUUGGAAUGGCCUCAGGACAGGGCCAAGCAAAGGCUGUUCUGGGCCAACCUCAGAGCUGCCCUACAGGUGGACUUGCCAAAUGUGCCAGUCACAGAGCUAGAGGAGUGACGACAUUCAAGACAACUCAGAAGUUAAAAAUGUGUCCUCCUACUAGAAAGAGGACAACGGAAUGCCACUCAAAGUAAACUUUAGGCAAACCUAUCUGCCCCAACUUCAUUAAGAAGCAUUUGUCUACAUUCGGUAACAGCAGCAUCCACGGGACGUUUUGUAUUUAGUAUAAAGCUAGUGAUGGAAUAGUAAGAUAAGAAUGUUGUAAAGUGUAUCAUGUGCGUUGGUUUUUCUCCUCUGUUGUUUGUAUAUGCAGAGACAACACUGCUGCCGUCAGCUGUGUGCACACUAUCCAAAGGAUUGCUGAUUUGAAGUCAGCUAAUUUUCAUGUUCAUCUUUAGCAUUAUGCACAAGGAACACUUCAAGGCCAGAAGGAGGAAAUUUCAACAGAGUAAUUCCAAUCUCCGACACAUACACGGAUGCAGCAUUUAUGAAGUAAAAAGGAAGUGGAAAGAGGAAGUGAGAAAGGGACAGAAGGGAGA